This is a messenger RNA of Gracilinanus agilis (Agile Gracile Mouse Opossum), 943 nucleotides long. Its product is annotated as actin, gamma-enteric smooth muscle-like. The record is from RefSeq and is a predicted model, not a curated record. Gene Ontology annotation, cellular component: sarcomere; actin filament. NCBI's taxonomy places the organism in Eukaryota, Metazoa, Chordata, Mammalia, Didelphimorphia, Didelphidae. Gene Ontology annotation, molecular function: myosin binding. The transcript has 3 exons. Gene Ontology annotation, biological process: actin filament organization; actin-myosin filament sliding; heart contraction. Bases 110 to 766 code for a protein of 218 amino acids.
GGCCUCCAGACCCACCUGGCAGACAGACCUCUGACCAGUGACGGGCAUGGCCUAAUGGCAUUCCAUCAUAGGAGAAAGUGCCUCCACACCCUUCUUAGCCUCCCUCUCUAUGGCUGUCUUCUCAGGCAUCGUGCUGGACUCUGGAGAUGGCGUCACCCACAACGUGCCCAUCUACGAGGGCUACGCUCUGCCCCACGCCAUCAUGCGUCUGGAUCUGGCUGGCCGUGAUCUCACCGACUACCUCAUGAAGAUCCUGACCGAGCGGGGCUACUCCUUUGUGACUACUGCUGAGCGGGAAAUCGUGCGCGACAUCAAGGAGAAGCUCUGCUACGUGGCUCUGGACUUUGAAAACGAGAUGGCCACCGCUGCAUCCUCCUCCUCCCUUGAGAAGAGCUAUGAGCUGCCUGAUGGUCAGGUGAUCACCAUUGGAAAUGAGCGUUUCCGCUGCCCAGAGACCCUCUUCCAGCCUUCCUUCAUCGGGAUGGAGUCUGCGGGCAUCCAUGAGACGACCUACAACAGCAUCAUGAAGUGUGACAUUGACAUCAGGAAGGACCUCUAUGCCAACAAUGUCCUGUCAGGGGGAACCACCAUGUACCCAGGGAUCGCUGACCGGAUGCAGAAGGAGAUCACAGCUCUGGCACCCAGCACCAUGAAGAUCAAGGUAAAGGAAGAUGCCGCCUUGCCCCCUAGUCCCCCUGCCCAUAGAGCCCCAACUCUGCAAAAUCUCACCCUGAGCAGAACUCGAGGACCACCAAGGGCACCCUGAGUGGUUUGUCAUCAUACCGGAAUGGGAAGAGAAAUUCUCAGAAGCCUUGGCAGAAUCACAUGGAGAAUGGGAAAGGAACCUAGGGACCAUCUACUUGGGUCUUUUCUUUUGUAGAUAAAGAAACUAAGGCAGGCAGAGAAAGAGACAGAAACAGAAUGAGAGAGAAACAGAGACACA